AUGAUGGAGUACGUAGGAGCCACAGGAGUUGAGGUGAGCUUCACAGAUGUACCUAUCAACCCCAACAUCGACUUCCACUUCCUCCUCAGUUUCGCAAUUGAUGCCAACACAGAUGGCGAAUAUCAGAACGGUGUCUUCUCCCCCUACUGGGAACCCUCCCUUACUCCGGACUCAGUGGCUUCCAUAAAGAAACAAUACCCCAAUGUCAAGGCCCUCACCAGCCUUUGUGGCUGGAGCCUUGACAAUUCUAUCCUUAGAUGGUACAACCCCAAAGAUCCUGAAGCUUGGAUCGAGAAUGCUGUUGAUUCGCUCUCUUCCAUCAUUAAAACCUACCACCUUGAUGGAAUUGACAUAGACUAUGAAAACUUCCCCAAUAAUGACACCACCUUUGCCUACUGCAUAGGAGAGGUAAUCACCAAGCUAAAAAACCAGUGUGUUAUAACGGUGGCCUCCAUUGCUCCUUACUAUAAGACUGUCUCGCACUAUAUAGACCUAUUCAGCAGGUAUAGUGGGGUCAUAGACUAUGUAAACCAUCAGUUCUACACAGAUAGGGUGAAGACACCUCCUGGUUUUCUGCAGGCCUUUCAGUUGAGAGCUGGUCAGUUUGAUAGAGAGAAGUUGCUUCCCAGUUAUGAGGUAAAUGGGAGAGGGAUUCAAGGGGAUAGCUUCUUCUCAUCUCUCGAGUUGUUGCAAAAUAAUGGGUUUACUGUAAAUGGCGUAAUGAUAUGGUCAGGUGACGAUUCGAAAAGUGAUGGGUAUUACUAUGAGACGAAGUCUCAAGAGUUCUUGCUCAACUCCACCAGAAUCUGA
Messenger RNA from Amborella trichopoda, 810 nucleotides. Its product is annotated as chitinase 2. The record is from RefSeq and is a predicted model, not a curated record. Lineage: Eukaryota; Viridiplantae; Streptophyta; Magnoliopsida; Amborellales; Amborellaceae. Gene Ontology annotation, molecular function: hydrolase activity, hydrolyzing O-glycosyl compounds. Gene Ontology annotation, biological process: carbohydrate metabolic process.